AAAAGCACUUUGGCGUGGGAUUUCUCCGCUCUUAGCCCAUGUGCAUGUCGGUUUCCCAGGUGGAAGCGGAGUGCCAGACGAGAGCAGCUCUGGGACUGUGUUUCUGAUUUUACGCACGGUUGUGAAUGAGGUUUACUGAAAGAAAACUAGAGGGAAAUGCGGCACGCUGAAGUGAUGUGUGGACUCUCCCCCGCCCUCGACUCGGCUGCACUUCGGUGGUGUGUGUGAGAAGGACCCAGCUCUCCAUCUGCGAGGUGAAUGUUGACGACACCAUUGAAAUGUUGCCCAAAUCAAGACGAGCUCUGACCAUACAGGAGAUAGCGGCGUUAGCGAGGUCUUCUCUGCACGGCAUCUCCCAGGUGGUGAAGGACCAUGUGACCAAGCCCACCGCCAUGGCUCAGGGUCGCGUGGCUCACCUGAUCGAGUGGAAGGGCUGGUGUAAACCCAUGGACACGCCGGCUCUAGAGUCCGACUUCAACUCCUACUCGGACCUGAGCGAGGGAGAGCAGGAGGCACGCUUCGCCGCAGGUGUGGCGGAGCAGUUUGCCAUCGCAGAGGCUAAGCUCAGGGCCUGGUCUUCUGUGGACGGAGACGAGUCCAACGAUGACUCAUACGACGAAGAUUUUCUGCCUGUCAACGAGCCGUCCACACAGAGCACAGACGUGCCCUCGUACCCUCCGUACCUGAAGGACCUGAUCCACAGUCAGAUCUGUCAGCAGCUGGCCGUGAGGGGCCCAUGCUGUGAGGGGGCCGGGGGAGAGGGGGGCAGUGCGGAGCCCUCCCCCACAGCGGGCUCUCCAGACACUCUGUGCUCCAGCCUCUGCAGUCUGGACGAGCACCACCCGCUGCUCCGAGACCUGGGGAGCAACCGCGGAAACAACUCCCACAGCAACGCAGCCGAACUGGCCGCUAAGAUCCUGUCCGCGCUACAGGGGGGCGAGGAGCUCCUGUCCCGUCUGCAGAGGGCGGGGCACACCUGCGGAGGGGGGCGGAGCCUGAGACCACGAGGGGGACAGGACUCUCCUUUCUCUGUGUCCUACUCAGAGACGUACCUGUCUCCUGGAGAAGACGACGACAGCCCCUGUAAAGACUAUGACAACACAGUGUGUCCCACAGAGACAGAGGGGGACAGAGUAGGGGACAGUCCCGCUGAGUACGCCCUGCGCCGAAGGGUGUCAGAUGUGGCCUCCUCCGGGGUGGUGUCUUUAGACGAGGAGGAAGAGGAGGAGGAAGAGGAGCGAGUGGGAAACCCAAACAGCCAAUGAGAGUCCAGCUCUGGUCUGUGACUCAAACAAAGAGGUGUAGAGACAUUUGAACAUUGUGCAUGUUUAACUUCAGAGUGAACGUAACUCAUCCGUCUUUGCCUUACUUGGAACAUUUCCACUUCCUGAUUGGUACCUGCUUUGUCCAUACUGACGUCAGUCAUAUUUUUCUUCAAAGCGUUCAAACAAUCUUUUUUAUCAAUGUGAAACAAGAACACUGGCCCCUUUCAAGUCCAGUGACUUGCUCGUAGUCUUAGUACGGCAAUGAUAGGUUUUUGUGCCUAUUCUCAAAGACUCCCAAAGUGAGGCGCCCCCUGGAGGCCGACUGAAGGACUGAACUGUAAACUCUGACUCUCUCUGCAUGUGUUUUGCAAGUGCAAAUGAUGGGCUGACUCAGUCUUAAGCACGAUUUGUAUCAUGUCCCAGUGUGCCCCGGGAGAGGAGCAGGUGACAAAGCAUCCUGGAGCCUGCAGCCUCUCCCCGUCCGACUCCUGCAAGACAAACGUGCAUCCUGUUGGCAUGGCUUGCUGUAUGCCAAAUCACCUGUCACUUCUAAUUAUGAGCUAAUGCUGGAAUGUCUUAAAGUGACAGGGUAUAGUAUGUAUUUUAAAUAUGAAAUUCAAAAAGAUUUGUCAUAAAUUGAACAAUGGAAAAGGGUAUGCUUUUACUGUACUAGUUUUCUAUCACUGACAUGUUGACAUUAUUCAGAACCACUGAUUAUUGACUGGCGGAUGUUUAAACCACUCUCGCAGCAGCCAUGGUGACGCAGACAAACACAGAAUGUCCCUGAAGUGGUCUUUAGUGCAGUUUGGCGGCACGUGAUGUGAAAGACUUUCCUGUGAACGCAGUGUUGGAGAUUUUCUAUAUUUUUGUAUGCGUCGUCUUGCUUUGAUCUCUUGCCUCUCUGGCGUGCCAGUGUAUGUGGUUUUUGCACGAAGCUAAUGUGGCUGUAGAUUUCUCCUUCUCUUCAUUAUCACUGUGUGAUAUUGUCUACUGAGAAAAAUGUGAACAAGUUUUGAUUUUUUUAUUUCAAAAGAGGAUACUGUGAUGCCAUCUGUCAUAAUGCUGUCUUCAUGCUGUCGGACUCCUGAAAAGCUUUGCCUUUUAUUCUACACAUUUGGUUUGGAGCAUGUUCAGAAGCAGACUUGGGUACAAGUGGGUCACACAUAAAUACCUAUCCUUGAUAUAUGUUAAACGUACACGGUGUAACUUUUUGAUCAGGGGUCCGUCACCAGCUUGUUUCUAUGGAAAUGUCAUUGUUUUGCCUGGAAUGUUCCACAGUAUUACAUUACAACAGUUCUACUUUACAUUUUUUCAAUUAUAGUGGUUUUAUAGCUCAAAAAUACCUAGAAAAGGAGGCAUUCUAACUGUGAGUGAGAUCACUUCUUUGCAGAUCUGACCUGACAUUCCAGACGAAGCAAUAACAUCUGCAUGGAGAAAAGCAUUUGAUGGACCCUCCACAGAAAAGUUACACAAUGCACUUUUAAAUCUAAGUAACAGUAGUUUUUACUGUAAAAAUUCUCAUGUUAGUCAAGUUUAUCAGUAACAAUAUCUCUGAUGUCAGAAAAUUACAAUGCAUAUUAAAAACUGUGUACCUAAAGCAUGCACAUUAUUUUCUGCAUUGUCCGUUUAUAGAGAAUGAAGUAACAGUACUAUCACUUUAGUACAUUUCUGACUGUAGUACCCACCUCUGUUUUCAUGACAUGCUCUGAGGUUCUCUGGAGACUCAUUCAUAAACUCAGGAAAACCAUGGACCAUCCCACCCGCUGUCUCCUGUACAUGAGUGUUUGAGUAAACUGUUCUUUUCUACAGAUACUGAAAGCACAGACAUGGU
This is a messenger RNA of Boleophthalmus pectinirostris (great blue-spotted mudskipper), 3096 nucleotides long. RefSeq names its product family with sequence similarity 131 member Ab (gene fam131ab). Bases 279 to 1265 code for a protein of 328 amino acids. The record is from RefSeq and is a predicted model, not a curated record. NCBI's taxonomy places the organism in Eukaryota, Metazoa, Chordata, Actinopteri, Gobiiformes, Gobiidae. The transcript has 5 exons.